AUGGUGUGCCGCAUGGGCAUCAACGGCUUCGGCCGUAUCGGACGCUUGGUCUUCCGCGCCGCGAUGGCCAAUCCAGCCGUGGAGGUUGUUGCUGUGAACGAUCCAUUCAUGGAUGUCAACUACAUGGCCUAUCAGCUGAAGUACGACUCGGUUCACGGCCAAUACCCUGGAGAAGUUUCUGUAGAGGACGGUAAUCUUGUUGUGGGUGGCAAGACUAUUCUGGUUUUCUCUGAAAAAGACCCUUCGGCAAUUCCGUGGCACACCGUCGCUGCCCACUAUGUGUGCGAGUCCACUGGCGUCUUUACCAGCAAGGAAAAGGCCGGAAUGCAUAUCAAUGGAGGCGCGAAAAAGGUGAUCAUCUCUGCACCUCCCAAAGAUGAUACUCCAAUGUUUGUAAUGGGUGUGAACCAUGAAGAGUAUACAUCUGCUCACCACGUUGUUUCAAAUGCAUCCUGCACAACGAACUGCCUGGCCCCCCUAGCCAAGGUUGUGCACGAGAAGUUUGGCAUCGUUGAGGGUCUGAUGACAACUGUCCAUGCCAUGACGGCUAAUCAGCUCACUGUUGAUGGCCCUUCGAAAGGAGGCAAGGACUGGAGGGCUGGGCGUUGCGCUGGCAGCAAUAUCAUCCCUGCUAGCACAGGAGCAGCGAAGGCCGUAGGUAAAGUUAUCCCGGCUCUGAACGGAAAGCUCACGGGUAUGGCAUUCCGCGUCCCAACCCCCGAUGUGUCGGUUGUCGAUCUUACGUGCAAACUUGCUCGCCCCGCCGCGUAUGCAGAUAUUGUGGCCGCAAUCCGUGCGGCCGCCGAUGGUCCACUGAAGGGCAUCUUGGGCUUGACGGAUGAAGAAGUUGUAUCACAGGAUUUCUGUGGUGACAAGCGCUCCUCCAUUUUCGAUGUGAAGGCAGGAAUUCAGCUGAAUGACACAUUUGUUAAGCUUGUUUCGUGGUAUGACAACGAGUGGGGUUACUCUAACCGUCUAGUGGAUCUGGCAGUGUAUAUGUCCCAGAAGGACGGCUAUUGA
Cyclospora cayetanensis is the source of this 1020-nucleotide messenger RNA. Its product is annotated as glyceraldehyde-3-phosphate dehydrogenase. Gene Ontology annotation, molecular function: oxidoreductase activity, acting on the aldehyde or oxo group of donors, NAD or NADP as acceptor; NADP binding; NAD binding. The coding region runs from base 1 to 1020 and encodes 339 amino acids. The record is from RefSeq and is a predicted model, not a curated record. Gene Ontology annotation, biological process: glucose metabolic process. The transcript has 2 exons. NCBI's taxonomy places the organism in Eukaryota, Apicomplexa, Conoidasida, Eucoccidiorida, Eimeriidae.